This is a messenger RNA of Recurvomyces mirabilis, 828 nucleotides long. RefSeq lists its product as uncharacterized. The transcript has 2 exons. Gene Ontology annotation, cellular component: mitochondrion. Bases 1 to 828 code for a protein of 275 amino acids. NCBI's taxonomy places the organism in Eukaryota, Fungi, Ascomycota, Dothideomycetes, Mycosphaerellales, Teratosphaeriaceae. The record is from RefSeq and is a predicted model, not a curated record.
AUGGCACCCAGUAGAGGACUAAGAAGACUGACAGAUCCAGCAAGAUCGAGUCUGGAAUACUAUGUCUGCCCAAGAUGUCGCCUUCAAGCCCGCAGCUUCUCAACCACGCCCUCUAUCUACUCAGGCCACAACCGCUGGUCCAAGAUCAAACACGACAAAGCCAAAGUCGACUCUGUGAAGAACAAACAGCGUUCCAUAUUCUCCGCCGAACUAGCCACAGCCAGUAAACUCUUCGGACCCGAUCCGAGUCUGAACACUCGUUUGGCCGAUCUGAUCACGAAAGCGAAGAGGGAAGGUUUUGCUAAAGCAUCUAUCGAAGCGGCUAUAGCCAGAGGGCAGGGCAGAAGCACGAGUGGCGUCGCACUAGAGAGUGUGACGUUAGAGGGCAUACUACCGGGAAAUGUGGCAGUGAUUGUGGAGUGUGAGACCGAUAAUAAAUUGAGGACGUUGGCGGAAGUGAGGUUGAUACUCAAGGAGGCAGGUGGCAACGCUACACCAUAUGCUGCUUUGGAAGCAGGAGCCACGGAUGUGGAGGAGGACGAGGAGGGCAGGGUUGUAGUUUUGAGUGAGCCUGGAGAGACCAAAGCAGUCGGGGAAGCAGUCGCGCAGUCUUUAGGACUGCAAAUUGCGACAUCUAGCAUACUCUGGGAUCCUAAUGGCGAUACGAAGGUUGCUGUACAAGACGAGAAGGCUGCACAAGAGCUUGGCGAAUUUGUAGAUGAAUUACAAGAUCGCGAGACAAGUCUGCAAGCUGUGUCCAUGAAUGUGGCGCGGGGCAGUCUCGAUGAUGUGUUAUGGAAAGAGGUGCAGACACGCUUAAGCAGCUGA